CGAGAGUGGCGUGCAAUCGUGCGUAUAUUUACUACAGGAGGGGAAUAGGGGAGGCCCGGGAGUACACCCCCCUAACCUCCCCUUUUAGCCCGAGAUUCCGUCGCGAUCGAAGCACACCCACAUUGAGCGUAGUGGUUGCCGCAUUCGGGCGCAGUCCUCUUAAAAUAGAAAAAAUUCGAAAUGGAGUUAAAAGGCAAAGUUGCUUUAAUAACAGGCGCCGCGGCAGGUAUCGGACUCGCUUAUAGCGAGGAAUUACUGAAACAAGGAGCUAAGGUGUCGCUGUGUGAUAUUGAUUCUGAAAUCGGAGAACAGGUGGCCGAUGAGUUGGGCGUGAAGUAUGGUCGGAAAAACGUUUUAUUUUGUCAAUGUGACGUUACUGAUUAUCCACAAUACGAAGAGGCAUUUGAAAUGACCAUAAAGGUGUUUAAUCGACUGGAUAUAGUGAUCAACAAUGCUGGAGUUAUGAAUGAUAGAUUUUGGGAAUUGGAAGUCGACGUUAAUUUGAACGGAGUCAUUCGCGGUACUCUUCUUGCUUACCGGUUCAUGGGUAAAGAUCGCGGAGGUCAGGGCGGUACGAUUAUUAAUACAGCGUCGACUGCUUUCGUCAGACCUCAAGUCUCAACUCCAAUAUACACCGCUACUAACUAUGCUGUUGUUGGUCUUACAAGAUCGUAUGGGGACCAAUACCAUGUGAACUUGACUGGUGUUCGGAGCAUAGCCUUAUGCCCGGGCUUGACAGAUACAGGACUUGUAAAAGAGAUCCGCAAGCAACUGAUGUCCUCUGAAUACGAAGCCGCUUGGCAGCGAGACAACGCCAACUGCAAGGCUCAGAGCCCGGAGCAUAUUGGGAGAACGUUGAUCGAGGUCUUGAUGAAGGCUCAGAGCGGGUCUGUUUGGAUAGUAGAAAACGGUCAACCGGCAAGGGAAUGGCGUGGUUAAUUUUUUUUACACAAUAUGUUUUUUAAUUUUCAAUAUCUGAUUUAGUGCCACGUACCUAUAUGUACACAUAUUUUUAUUUAAUUUUUACUCUAG
Molecule: messenger RNA, 1032 nt
Organism: Vanessa tameamea
Lineage: Eukaryota; Metazoa; Arthropoda; Insecta; Lepidoptera; Nymphalidae
Product: 15-hydroxyprostaglandin dehydrogenase [NAD(+)]-like
Exons: 6
Coding region: 181-939 (252 amino acids)
Cellular component (GO): cytoplasm
Molecular function (GO): oxidoreductase activity, acting on the CH-OH group of donors, NAD or NADP as acceptor
Source: RefSeq, a predicted model, not a curated record